Carassius carassius (crucian carp) is the source of this 672-nucleotide messenger RNA. RefSeq lists its product as uncharacterized. The coding region runs from base 66 to 668 and encodes 200 amino acids. NCBI's taxonomy places the organism in Eukaryota, Metazoa, Chordata, Actinopteri, Cypriniformes, Cyprinidae. The record is from RefSeq and is a predicted model, not a curated record. The transcript is spliced from 2 exons.
CGCUUACAUUGCUAAUACUCUAUUCACACACAUUACCACUGCUGUACUCACUGUUACUUGCUUUAAUGGCGGAUGAAUGUCUCCACUCUGUGCAGCUCGAGCUCGAGGCCAUGGGAAAGCAGAUUCGCGACCUGGAGGUGAGGCAGGCCCAGCUGAGAGAGCGGAGAGCCGCGCUGGAAUCAUCCCGGGCUGACGCUCACAAGUCCGGGGUAAGUAUACAGCGAUCUGCUAACAGUCCCACCACGUCUACUCCGUAUGUUUCUCUGCACAGGCCCGGUGCACCCAGGUCGCGAUCUUCCCAGAUGUCCUUCACUGCGACGCCGGGACACCACGGACCCUGGGUGCAUCCACAGCGGAGGACGCGAGCCGGGUCCCGGGCGACGACUUCUCCCCCUCCUGCCUUCGACAUCUCCAUCCGGAACCGCUUCGCUCCCCUCCGCGAGACAGGACGCGACGCUGUGAUCAUCGGAGACUCCAUCGUCCGACACAUACCCGCGAUCCUGAAGGCCGACGAGAGCCCCAGAGCGUUCAUGCUUCACGCCGGGGUUAACGACACCACGCUGCAGCAGACGGAGACGCUGAAGAGGGACUUCAGCAGCCUGAUCGAGACGGUUCGCAGCAUGACGCCCGCGGCGACGAUCAUCGUGUCAGGACCACUGCCCACGUAACGAC